Molecule: messenger RNA, 5846 nt
Organism: Anolis sagrei ordinatus
Lineage: Eukaryota; Metazoa; Chordata; Lepidosauria; Squamata; Anolidae
Gene: KIF20B
Product: kinesin family member 20B
Biological process (GO): microtubule-based movement
Cellular component (GO): microtubule; kinesin complex; nucleus
Molecular function (GO): ATP hydrolysis activity; microtubule binding; ATP binding
Source: RefSeq, a predicted model, not a curated record
UAGUGAGGAGUAACUGGGAUGGAAUUGGAGAGGCCUAGGAAUCACUCCAAACCUUGAUUUCCACGAUUUGGGGUGAUCUAGUCUAGAGGGCUGAUUAACCGACAGCUGUGAGCCAUUGGAUCCUGGCCUGCAGGAUGGAGGAAAACCUGACUAAACCAGGAUUUCCUCGUCUCUCCUUUCUUUCUGCUGUUGAGUUGACACCGCAAGCUGGUCCAAUAGACCUUAAUGAUAUCAAGAAAAAUCUCUAUGGUGACUUUUCUGCAAUCUCUGAUAUAAGCCAGAGAGAAAGCUUGGAAUCCAAGGAAGGAAUCCAUGUUUGCCUUCGCAUCAGACCAUUUAUACAGGGAGAAAAAGGCAGCGAUUCUCAGGACUGUAUUUCCAUUCUUGAUCCAACAAGCAUUAUAUUGAAAGCUCCCAAAAGUUCCAAAGUCUUCAGACUCAGCGAAAAAAACAUGGGGCAGCUGGUGCAGAAGUUUACGUUUUCACAAGUAUUUGGUCCUGAAACAACACAAGAAGAACUCUUUGAAGAAACUGUGAAGCAGCCAGUGUUAGACUUCAUCAAGGGUCAUAGCCGGCUAAUAUUUACCUAUGGAGUUACAAAUGCUGGGAAAACAUAUACUUACCAAGGCACUGAAGAAGCCAGUGGCAUUCUCCCAAGAGCACUCGAUCUCUUGUUUAAACGCAUUCAAAGCAGGCUGUAUCCAGAGAUGAACCUCAAACCCCAUCGAUGCCGAGAACAUCGGAGGCUGACAAAAGAGGAAAUCAAGGAAGAAGUAUCUAUUAAAAGCUCGCUACUUCGACUCAUGAAAGAGGUCGAUUAUCCCAGUGACAUGAAUGAAAAUCAUAGUAGAAUAGCUGAUAGUUUUAAAGCCUUUCAGGAACCACAGAUAGAAGCAAUGCAGUCUAAUAUGGAGAACCAAAGAGCACAAUUCUCAGUUUGGGUCUCAUUUUGUGAAAUUUACAAUGAGUGCAUUUAUGACCUGCUGGUUCCACUCUCCAGUGACAAAAGAAGGAAGGGGUUGCGCCUCGCACAGGACAUUAAAGGCUGUUCAUAUGUUAAAGAUCUGCAGUGGGUUCAGGUUUCAAAAUUUAAAGAAGCCUUUAAACUCAUGAAGCUGGGUCUGAAGCAUCAGAGUUUUGCCUCAACAAAGCUAAAUUCGAAUUCCAGCAGAAGCCACAGCAUAUUCACUGUGAAAAUGCUAAGAAUCGAUUCUGAAUCAACUCGAGUCAUGCAGGUCAAUGAGUUAUUUCUAUGUGACCUUGCUGGCUCAGAGCGUUGUGCCAGAACCCACAAUGAAGGAAACCGAUUAAAAGAGAGUGGGAACAUUAACAACUCGUUACUUAUUCUAGGCAAAUGCAUCAGUGCCUUGAAGACCACCCAACAAUCAAAGUUGCAGCAGCAUAUCCCCUUUCGAGAAAGUAAGCUAACUCACUUCUUUCAAGGUUUCUUCAGUGGCAAAGGAAAAGUGUGCAUGUUAGUUAAUGUCAGCCAGAGUGCUGCAGCGUAUGAUGAAACGCUCAACGUGCUCAAGUUUUCGUCGAUUGCUCAAAAGGUCAUGGUCUUAGAUUCUCCCAACUCUCCUCAAGUAGAGGAAUGUAACCAAACAUCUGUCAAAGCAGAAUCUGAAGUGAGCACCGAAGUGGAUGGAUGUUUACCUAUUAAAAGAGCUACUAUUCAGUGGGAAAGAGCACUGGAAGAUGUGAUGGAAGAUGAAGAAGAGCCAGAAGAAGAGAACAGUGGGGUACAUGAGGUAAACUGCACAGCAGAAAACACACAAGAAAAUGAGUAUGAGGAUGAAGAAGAGAUGCCCAGCCAAACAGAAGAUGAAGACAGUGACAUCAUCAUUGGAAAAGCAGAAUAUCAGGGGCUACUCAGUAUAAUAGAGAAACUAAAAAACAAGUUGAUUGAAGAAGGAAAAAAUAAGCUACUCUUGGAGAUAAAAAUUCGGGGAGAAGUUAUGGAGGAGUUUACUCGGUACUAUGCUGCAAAAGAGAAUAAUCGCAAUCAAGAAAUGGUGGAGAACCGUGAGGAGCGCAUGCAGAUUUACAAGAAUCUGGUGAACAAAUGUACACAACUGGCAAAUGAAGGAGAAGAAGCAGAAAAUGUUCCAGAGACCGAAACUACUGUUCUGGACGUAACACAGGGAGAUGAAACUGCAGAGUUGGUAGAUGCUUCUAAUCUUGCUUGUAUGGUGGAUUCUUUGCAAGAUAAUGUCUCUGAUAUUAAGAAUCAGGCGGCCAUUGCGUACAGAGCAAUUCAAGACUUGGAAGAACCUCAAAUAACGAUUGAACGGCUUGAAAAACAAUUGGCUGAAGUUACAGCUGAGCUGUCUCGCACACGAGACGAACUUUUGCGCAGGAAUCAAGCAGAGACAAUGAAAGAUGACAAACUGAGUGAAUCUACUAAAAUUCUUCAUGAUGCUGUUGAGAAAAUGGCUCAACAGAACAAAGGCAUACAAGAGUUAAAUCAGAUCGUGGAGCAAAAGGAUGAUGAAAUUAGGAGGCUGAAAACUCUGGUGAAGGAAUUGGAAGCUGUGAUAGAAGUCUCUGAGAACACAGUUGCAGCUAUAAAACAAGAAAUAGGACAUGACAAUCCUGACAAACGAAGCCGUACCCAUUCUGCAGAAUCCCUGAAGAAGUAUGUGGGUACUGGACGGAAACGGUGUAUGGAAAGUAAUGAUGAUGAAGAUAGUCGACCUGCAAAGCAAGGCUUCACUAACAACACUGCUAAAGACGCCACAGAGACAAAGAAACCAGAAUACAUGCAACUCAAUACUCUGAAAGAAAGGGGAGAAAUGAUAGCAUUGGAAGAAAAAAACAAACUGCUAGAAAACGAGCUGAUCACACUUAGAGAGGAGUUAGAGAAAGAGAAAAAUGGGAAUGAGGAGUUUUCUAAAAAGAUAGCAAGUUUAUAUCAGGAGCUUUCUACUUCAGAAGAAAAAGCUUCAGACCUGAGCAAGGAAUUCCAGCAGCAGCAGGCUAAUUGUGAGAAGAUAAUGUCAGAAUUGGUUGUGUUAAAAGAUACAAAUAAGACCCAAGGAGAGAAAAUUGAGAAACUACUUGGAGAAAUAGAGGCUGCGAACCAAACUAUUGCAGAACAGAAAUCAAAGACAAAAGCAGUUGAGGUAAACAUAGGUGAGCUGAGAAAGGUUGGUUCCCAGCACCUUGCCACAAGUAUCGACUUGGCAAGUCCAAAAAGCAUCGUAGGGCUUCCAAAAGAAGAAAGGGAAACCCACGUUAGUUGUAGUCAAAGAAACUCAUUUCACUCUAGCAUUGAAAGUAUCUGGGAAGUGAGCAAACAGAUCAUUCAUGCUUCUUCUCAAAAGAGCCAUCAGAUUGAAGAUCUCCUCCAACAGGUGGAACAACUACAGAGGCGGAUGGUGGAUGCCGAAGAUGUGAAGCGUGAGCUGAAGGCAGAGUUGACGGAGAUGACCAACCAGUUGCACACAUCCUUGCAGGAAAAAGAGCAGCUGCUUGAGAAAUUAAGGGAUUUGGAAAAGGAAAAUGGUCAUUAUACUGAAAAAUUUAGAGAAGAGGAGAAAAAAGCACUUGGCUACUUUAAGGAGAAAGAUGGGCUCGAGGAAGACAAUAAGGCAAAGGAGGCCAGGAUAACAUGUUUAGAACAAACACUUAAAGAGAAAGAGUCAGUCAUUUUUGCAAUGGAAAAAGAGGUAAAAGACCUACAGGAGAAAGUUAAUAUUUCAGAAUCUAAAAUCAGAAACUUAGAUGAUCAGGAAUCACAUCUGAAAGCAGACCUUCGGGAACUAAGGACGACUCGGCAAAAGAACAAGGAAGAAGCAAAGCAAAUGACUGAACAAUUGAAUAGCAAGCUCUCGGAGAGUAUUGCUCUCUCCUCCCAUCUGCGAAUGGAAAUCCAGCGGAAGGAUGAAGAGUAUGCAGAUCUGAAAGAAAAACUGGCUGACGCCAAAAAACAAAUUGAUCAAGUACAAAGAGAGAUAUGCAGCAUGCGUACUGAAGAGAAAUUACUACGGAAUAAAGUCAAUGAACUUGAAAAGGCUAAAAACCAGCUCACCGAAGAACUAGAGCUCAAGCAAAGAACAAUUCAACAGUUUCAGAAGGAAGAACUCAAUAAGAAAGUGGAGGAUGUUCAACAUCAAUACCAGAAAGCAUGUGAAGCUCUACAUCAAAAGGAUAAGAUCAUCGAAGAUAUGAAACUGACUUUGGAAGAGCAAGAGCAGACUCAGUCUGAACAAGACCAAGAACUUGAAGCUCGAUUAGAAGAGAAUGAAAGAUGUGUUGCAGAACUGGAAGAAUGGAAGAAAAGGUAUCAUGAGAUAGAGAAGCAGGGCAGUAGUGUGAGGCAACAGAAUGGUAAAGCAGAAUGUGAAACGAGUACAGUGUUGCUUCAUGAAGAAGUGGCAAGACUGCAAGAGAAGCUGAAGGAGUGUGAAGAACAACACAAAACGAAUCGCCAGAAGUGGCUGACAGAAAAAACGCUUCUCAUAAAUCAGGCCAAAGAAGCAGAGACGCAUCGUAACAGAGAGAUGAAAAGAUUUGCUGAAAACAGAGAACAUCACACGAAGCAGCUAGUAGAAGCAGAAAGACUUGUGACAGAAAAAGAUAAUGACCUUCAGAAAUGGCGUACUGAGAGGGAUCAGCUGGUGGCAGCUUUGGAAGUUCAGCUGAGUACUCUAGUUUCAAGUAAUGCACAAAAAGACAAAGAAAUAGAAGAACUGAAAAAGGCUAUCUUGAAAGCUCCUGAGAAGAAUUUAAAAACAGCUACUGAAAAACCUAGUAAAGACAUUACCAAGGAAUUACCCAUUCCAAAAGAAGCAGAAACAAAGAAAGUGGAAGACCUCUCUGGUAGUAAACAGCUGGAAGUGAACCAAAGUGACUUGCCAAAUUGCAAUAGUGGAGGAGAAAGAGACCAAUCGAUACAGAAUUCUAGCAAAGUGUCAUCGUCACUAGAAAACAUUCAGGAGCAGUCAGAUUCCCUUCUAGAUUCUUGUGAAGUCUCUUCAGACAAUGACCAAAUUAGCCGUUUCCCAAAACCUGAAAUGGAGAUUCAGUUUACACCUCUGCAGCCCAAUAAGAUGGAAGUGAAGCAUCAAGGGAGUCCUUCUUCUGUGACCAUAAAAGUUCCCAAGGCAAAGAAAAGGAAAAGCAGUGCACUGGAUGAGGAUUUCUUGAAGAGUGAAAAUAAGAAGAACACUGCAUCCCCAGCUGGCCUGGUUAUAAGUUCAGAUUCAUCACAACAAAAAAAGAACAAGUCUGCUACAGACCACAAUGUCAAAAAAGAUUAUUCUUUAAGAAGUAAAUAUUUUCCAUCAAAAAUAAAAACAUCCGUGGACACAAGUGGAACAUUGCAAAAAUUUGGCUCAUUUUUGCAGAGUUCGCCAACAAUCAUACAAUCCAAAGCAAAGAAACUCAUGGCAACAAUAAAAUCUCCCAAAUCUACCGAGGAGGAAUCUGUUAAGGAAGUAAAGCCAAAACGGGCUAGGCGCAAGCUGUACUCAACUGACGUUUCUUCACCAAUGGAUUUCUCUGGUCAUGUGAUUGUUAUGGAUCAAAAGGAAAGUGAUCAUGAAAUCAUAAAGAGGAGGCUCCGAACAAAAAAGGCACACUAAUGCAUGUGUGUGUGUGCAUCUUAUUUUUGUUUUUCCUAUGGAGAAUCAAAUGUGCAAUUUAAUUUUCAGCGGUUGAGUUUCAGCUUAUAGUACUCUAAAAUGAAAAGUUGGAUGUACAUGGGGAACUCUUUAUACUUUUAUAUGGGCAUUGUGAACAAUGUGCUUUCUUUUGUCAUGAUUUCAUAAAAUUCUGUAUAGAUAUUAUUGGUGUUUGUGUUGUCAAUAAGGAGAAAAUAUACAUGUAUAUGUGAGAAAAGA